CUAGUAUGGAACUCAAAUAUUAAGCACCACAAUGGAUAGGCUUUGUGUAUGGUUGGUGUUCUCUUUCUGCCUGUUUGCUGCUGCCUCCACUGCCCAACAGUGUGGGAACCAAGCUGACGGCAAAACAUGUUCCAACAACCUUUGCUGUAGCCAGUAUGGUUAUUGUGGCUCUACUGAUGACUAUUGCUCCCCUUCUAAAGGUUGUCAGAGCAAUUGUCAAUCGAGUAGUGGCAGUGGCGGUGGGGAGAGCGCCUCUAAUGUGAGAGCAACGUACCAUUUCUACAACCCAGAGCAGAAUGGGUGGGACUUGAAUGCUGUGAGUGCAUACUGCUCGACAUGGGAUGCCAACAAGCCGUUGGCAUGGCGCAGCAAAUAUGGUUGGACGGCCUUUUGUGGACCGGUCGGACCUCGCGGGCAAGAAUCUUGUGGCAAGUGCCUAAGGGUCACAAACAGCGGAACAAAUGCUCAGGAAACAGUGCGAAUUGUGGAUCAAUGCAGCAAUGGGGGUCUGGAUUUGGAUGCAGGAGUGUUUCAAAAACUAGACACUGAUGGAAAAGGAAAUGCCCAGGGCCACCUUAUCGUGAGCUACCAGUUUGUGGACUGCGGUGAUUAAAGCAGUUCUAUUUUACGUUCCCACGAUUGGGAAAACAUAGUCAGAUUACUAGUUCUGACAAUAAAUAAAUGAAAUUCGACUUCAAUAACUAUAUAAUAAGGAAAAUGGUACAUCAUUGUAUUACAACUUCGAUUUGAGAGAAGGAAAACGAAGCUUAUUUCAAGGAA
Molecule: messenger RNA, 780 nt
Organism: Carya illinoinensis
Lineage: Eukaryota; Viridiplantae; Streptophyta; Magnoliopsida; Fagales; Juglandaceae
Product: pathogenesis-related protein PR-4-like
Exons: 2
Coding region: 32-613 (193 amino acids)
Biological process (GO): defense response to bacterium; defense response to fungus
Molecular function (GO): RNA nuclease activity; chitin binding
Source: RefSeq, a predicted model, not a curated record